AUGGGGAUUUAUUCUGUGUGCAAGAGUCUGUGGAUUUUCUGUGUAACUUGCUGCCUUCUGCCCGUUAUUCUCAUUUGGUAUCCAUUCGUUUCAGUUGUCAGACGCAUUUGGCUGCUUCUGCUCAAAUGGCAGUAUCCGGAAUUGGCAUUUUCGCCCACAAACACCGUAAGGAGUAUUGCCGAUACGGCAAGGAAUCCGGGGAUACUGCAUAUUGUGCUUCAGGUGGAGGGGGAAGCAUGGAAUGCUGAUGCAAUGAAGACAAAGAUGUUUGAGCAUGUUCUGGAGAGGAGGAACAAAGACACUUCUCUGGCAUUUCCCUUCAUGAAGUGCACUUUGCACAACAAAUGGGGACACUAUGCCUGGGCAAAUGCAUCCAGAGACUUUGACAUCGAUAACCAUGUGAUCUUCAGCCAGGAGGGAUACAGAGGACGUCCGGUGACUGAUGCCAAUGUCCAGAUGUAUCUCAGUGAGCAGACAUCCAAGUUCCUUCCCCUCAACCUUCCCCCUUGGCAGAUAAUAAUCGUGCCAAUUUAUCAGCCACAGAGAUCCCAUUCAAGUUCCUCGGAAAAUCCUGUUCUCGUCAUGGAUCACUACUACAUCCUCCUGAGAUUCCAUCAUCUUCUGCUCUCGGACAUGCCCAAUUUGCGCAUCUGCGAUCUCCUUCUGGUGGAAAGUGGGAAGCCAGCUGUUCUGGCUGAGGAGAAAGUCGACGAAGAGAGUCAAUUCCUGCCUUUUAGCAAUCUCAUUGAGUCUCCAAAUAGUAUCCUGGAACUCUAUUCGCGCAUCACCGUGGCCAUUACGAAUCGAUGGAAUGAGUUUAUCUAUCGGCAUGAUCCGCUUGAGUCUCCGGAUGGAUUGAAGAAGAAAGUGAAGGAAUUGUCACAGCUGCUGUCUCUCAUUCUGAUUGCGGGAGUUUGUGUAGUCAGUGAUUUCUGGCGAGGGUAUCAUGCCAUCCGGGCACAUCCGUCGGAGAAGUUCAAGUACUUUAUGAGUCUCGUGAGGCGGGAGGUGAGGAGGAGGAAUCUGUCGUGGGAAAUUGUGGGAGAUUGUAUUCUGGAUGCUGUGGAUCCGGUGUCGAUUACCAGGAGGAUUGUUAGAGGAUUUUUCUGGGUGAUUGGGCAGGCUAUUGUUAUCAUUCCGUGUGCAAUCAUCAGGGAAUGCAUGGCUAUCAGGUGUUGCCUGUUCCUGGGACAUUGCGGAUAUCCGAAUACGAUUAUUGGGUUCCUAUUUGAGUUCACUCCUUUGGUUUAUGGGGCAUUGAGGGAGAUCCUCGAAGCUUUUAGAUUGAUCAUUGUGGCCCCAAAGUGUCUCUAUGAGAGUCUAAUUGCUGGAGGACGCGGGAAUAGCCAUGGGAUCAAGACUGUCACAAUUUGUGGGCGGAAAGUCAUUUCCUGGUCAGAGAUUGUGGAGAAGGAACAAGUGAAGGAUUGUGCCAAGAGAUCGGGGGCUUCCGAAACUGAAAUUUCCCUGACAAUGCUAGCAGCUUCCAUUAGAGAUGCCCUUGAGGACUUUGGAGAUGUUCCUGUGCCAGAAACUGUCGAUGUUUCUGCCAGAAGUGUCCAUCAGGAUUGCCUAAUGGGGAGAAUGUCGAGAUCUUACGGAGUUGACGGGGUGAUUUGCCUCUCCUUGCCACUGGGAAAUGGCGGGAAGGAACAUUUGGCAAUCAUGAGGAAAACUCUUCAGGAAGCCAGAAGAACAAAUAUUGCUCUGUACACAAUUACGGGAUUUGAAACAAGGAGGACAGUGAUGACGAAUGUCUUCACCUGGGCUUGGAUCAAACUCCUGACAAACUAUCUCUCAAAGAAAUUCUGCAUCACAAUCACAGAUACCGUGGAGAAUACCGCGAGGAGAUAUAGAACUCUCUGGGGACAUCCAGUGAUCGAUAUGAUUUACUUUCGACCACCCAUGGCCAAUACAUCGCUCUCCCUGACCCUGCAGAAGUUUGGUCAGCACAUUCGACUUGGUGUCAUUGCUGAUGCUGAGCUAACACCAUGCCAUGUUGACAUUGCCCGUUCCUGGACGAAUUACAUGAGACAAUUCUAGAGUCCCGCGAGAAAAAAAGAAGAAUUUCAAAUUUUGGAUCAAGUUUAUUAAAAAUAAGAUACAAUCAA
Messenger RNA from Phlebotomus papatasi, 2111 nucleotides. RefSeq lists its product as uncharacterized. Lineage: Eukaryota; Metazoa; Arthropoda; Insecta; Diptera; Psychodidae. The record is from RefSeq and is a predicted model, not a curated record. Gene Ontology annotation, biological process: triglyceride biosynthetic process. Gene Ontology annotation, molecular function: diacylglycerol O-acyltransferase activity; long-chain-alcohol O-fatty-acyltransferase activity. Bases 1 to 2043 code for a protein of 680 amino acids. Gene Ontology annotation, cellular component: plasma membrane. The transcript has 3 exons.